This is a messenger RNA of Punica granatum (pomegranate), 2870 nucleotides long. NCBI's taxonomy places the organism in Eukaryota, Viridiplantae, Streptophyta, Magnoliopsida, Myrtales, Lythraceae. The record is from RefSeq and is a predicted model, not a curated record.
UAAUAUAUGUCAUUGCGACCAUUGUUUCAUUCCAUUUUUCAGGAAAAUGCACUUAUUAGCAUUCUUACUCGGAAAAUUGAGCUCACGCGUGAUUGCCACGUGGACGCGCGGGGUCAUGACUUGGUGAAAAAGUCUCAUCGCGACCCCUCAAACGUCCUAAAUGUCCAACGACGGCGUCGUCAUUCCGUCUCUUAAUACCCCUUCCCGUCGUCUAUAUAUACCCCCACGCAAAUCGUAAUCUUCCAUUGGAAUUUUCUCUCUCUUGAAAAAGCACUUCCCCGGCGAUAUUAACCGGAAACGGAGAGACGGCGAGAGAACCAUCAACUACCGUCCGUUAAUGCCGGUUAAAGUAAUGAGGGGCAUUUGCUUCCACCCCAAAACGCCGUCGUUCGCCUCGCCCUCGAGGACGACAGCUCCUUCCACGCCGACUUCUCGGCACGGAGGGGGCAGCGUCAGCAGCUUAUCCGGUUCGGCCAUCGAGAAGAUCAUCCAAGAGGCGGCGGUGAUGGUGGAGAAGUGGAACCCUGAGGCGACCACCUACGCUAGGGUGACGUCGCUCUUCUACGAGAACAAGCGCGAGGCGGCGCACUUUGUCAAGUGCGUGAAUGGCCUGCAGCGCGCGAUGCACGCGUUGUUGUUGGAGGACCCGACCUCGGCGAAGCUUGUGACGGCGCAGGGCUUGAUGCAGGUCGCGAUGAAGAGGCUGCAGAAGGAGUUCUACCAGAUUCUGUCGAUGAACCGGGCACACUUGGACCCGGAGUCGGUGUCUGCUCGGUCCUCACGCGUGUCAGCGAGGUCAAGCAUCUCGGAUUACUCUGAUGACGGCUUGCCGGAGGAUGAUGCGAGUGUUGCUGGAGCCUCCAUCUUCGAGGUCGAGGAGGCGUCCUCAGUCGCCAUGGCGGACUUGAGGUCCAUCGCGGAGUGCAUGAUCACGUCAGGUUAUGCGAAGGAGUGCGUCAGCAUUUACCAAAUCAUUCGUAAAUCGAUCAUCGACGAAGGGCUUUACCGUCUGGGGGUCGAGAAACUGAGCCACUUGCGGAUCGGGAAGAUGGACUGGGAAGUCCUGGAGGUGAAGAUCAAGAGCUGGUUAGACGCAGUGAAGGUGUCGAUGCGGACUCUCUUUACCGGCGAGCGAAUCCUCUGCGAUCACGUAUUUGCGUCGUCGGACACUAUCCGGGAGUCCUGCUUCAGUGCCAUAUCCAGAGACGGAGCGAUGCUACUGUUCGGAUUCCCCGAGUUUGUGGCCCGGAGCAAAAGAUCGUCACCAGAGAAGAUAUUCCGCCUGCUCGACAUGUACAAUGCUAUCUCCGCACACUGGGUGGAGAUUGAAUCGAUCUUUGUAUUCGAGUCUACCGCCACCGUCCGAUCACAGGCCAUCACUGCGCUCGUCCGACUUGGCGAGUCGGUGCGGGCAAUGCUAGCCGAUUUCGAGGCUUCGAUGCAGAAGCGCUCUUCAAAAUCGCUGGUCUCAGGAGGUGGAGUCCACCCGCUGACAGUCCAGUCGAUGAACUCUCUCUCCCUUCUCGCGGACUAUAGCAACAUCGUGGUGGACAUAUUCGGCGAUGAGCCGGCACCAGCGGAAUCUCCAUUGCCAGAAUCUUACUUCGACAGCCCGCACAGGGAAGAUGGUCCCACAACGGUGAUAUCACAGCGGAUCGCGUGGUUGAUCCUCGUUCUCCUAUGCAAGCUUGACAGCAAGGCGAAGCGGUACAAAGACAUCUCAUUAUCGUAUCUCUUCCUCGCGAACAACCUCCAGCACGUCGUCUCAAAAGUUCGGGAAUCGAACCUGCACUCCCUGCUCGGAGAGGACUGGAUCACAAGGCACGAGAAGAAGGUGCGGCAGUUCGCAGCCAACUACGCGCGGCUGGCCUGGGAGCCCGUGCUGUCCACUCUGCCGGAGGAUCCGUCAGCGCCGCUAUAUCCGGCAGAGGCUGGGGAGCAUUUCAGGAGCUUCAACUCGAGCUUCGAGGAGGCAUACCGGAAGCAGAGGUCCGCCGUGGUGCCGGACCCGAAUCUCCGGGACGAUAUUAAGGCAUCCAUAGAGAGGAAGCUGGGGCGGGCAUACAAGGCGUUCUACGACAUUCACAGGCUGACCGUCGGUGGGGAGAGAAAUGGCGUGGCGUUUGCAAGAUUUGCUCCCCAAGAUAUCGGCAACUACAUAUCGGACCUGUUCUUCGGGUCAGGUGACUCGAGCAAUGCCUCCUCGUCUUCGUCCUCCUUGUCGUCACAUCGGCGGCGCUCCCACACAUCUCACUGAAGCCUGUAGUCCAUUCACAGCGACCGGACCAAUUCGAUCAAUCGGCCGGGAUCAUUUUUGACAUCAUAUGCGAACUAUACAUACAAAAAAUUCUGCUGUAUCGCUCAGUUAUGGUACCUUCAAGUACCUUCCAUCAUUGGAUUGGAUUGGCUCGUUCUCUGACAUAUAACAAAGGCCAAAUCCAACCGUGAUUGAGUUUUCAGGCACCAUAAAGCUCCAUAGACAGACAUAUACUCGUUUCCUUCAUUAUGUUGUACUUACGAUAGGCAAAAAUCAUACUUGAUUCAUGUAAAGAAUUAUUCCUUUUGGGAAUAGCGCUUUUUUUUUUCCGGUAGAGAAUUAACAUUUGCUUUUUCUUUUCUUGGUUAGAAGGAGGGUCACGUGUCCUAAUAAAAUAAAACUACACCACAUGGAAACGGGGUACGAAGACCCCAAUAAUAUCACUUAACGUAAGGUGGCCUUGUUCGAGAUUGAGUGAAGAAAAUGAACGCCAAGUGGAAAGGAUGAUGCUCUUUGCACAAGUCAAUCCGCCAUAGUUACCAUCCGUAUAAGUACGAGAAACCUGAAAUUCCGAGCUCCUGGACAUAAACUCCCUAACUUCAGCAAGAAUUUG